AGGCAAACCCUGCAGACCAGCGCUGCCCACAUGGAAACAAGACUCCACUCUGUUAUCUGUCUGCACAGGGAAAAAGAAAGCCGAAGACUUUGGGUUUAUGGUAACUCAGUAGUUAUGUUGACAGUGUUAAGGAUAAAAACUGGACAAAAUAAGUUUGUUUUGUGCUCCAAUUUUAAUCAAUAGGUUUACAUUUCUGAUGUUGUUAAUGUUUCUUUAAUAUGUCCUACUCAAAUCAAUUGCAGACAAACAUCACUGUUGAACUGCAGUAUCAGGGGUUUCUGGAAAUAGUGUUCUUUACCAUUCUGACUACAGUGGCAUGUUGUGUGUUUCUCUUCAUUAAUGUGACCUUGUUAUUCACCUUGAGGAGUAAACCAGUGUUUUGUGACACCUCUCGUUACAUUCUGCUGUUUAACCUCCUUCUUGCAGACUCUGUACUGAUGGCAGAGAGUCAGUUAAUGUACAUAAUGGCUGCUUGUAAAAUAACAAUGACAUAUCCUGUGUGUGGCUUUCUCAACAUGCUUGGUUAUCUCACAAAUGAAAUCUCUCCUCUCACACUGGUGGUGAUGUGUCUGGAGAGAUUUGUAGCUGUGUGUUACCCACUGAGGCACGCUGCCAUCAUCACCGUCAGAAACACAGGGGUGGCUGUUUGUGUUGUUUGGGCCUUCAGUUCACUCAGUGUUUUUAUCCAAGUUCUUCUAAUGUUAAAAUUUCCAUUUGCAGAGCUGGAGAGUCUGCAGAUGAGAGAUUUUUGUGGCAAAGACAAAAUGAUGUUUGAUCCAGUAGCUGCUGAUUACGACAAAGCCUACAAUUGUUUUCUGUUUGUAUUAGCUGGCGUGGCAGUCAUUUCCUCCUAUAUUGGUGUGAUGAUAGCAGCCAGGUCGGCCUCCACAGACAAAGCUUCAGCCCGUAAGGCUUGUAACACACUGCUGCUGCAUCUGGUGCAGCUGGGCCUCUGUCUCUCCUCAACUGUGUACAAUCCAUUGCUUAUCGUUAUCUUUGAAAAUCUAGACGGGCCCAUGUUUUUGCGCAUCCAGAAUAUUAUUUAUAUUUGUACUAUCAUGCUUCCAAGAUGUCUGAGUGCUCUCAUCUAUGGUCUCAGAGACCAGACCAUCAGACCCGUCCUCAUGUACAAUCUCUGCUGCAGGCUGUUCCAGAGCUUUGCGGCCCUGACAGCAAACUGUCCCCUUUAGUUUAUAGAGACUCUAGAACAGACAGCAGACCUCUGCCCAAAAAUCUCAAGCUUUGUGCUGUUACGUAUGGGACUAAAAGGUCAGAGAUAUAACAGGGAGAGAGGCCAUGAAGAGCUUUAAAAGUAAUCAAUAACAUUUUAAAGUCAGUUAUUCUAAAACAUGCUGGGAGCCAGUGUAAUGAAGCUUAAAAGGGGUGAUGUGAUCAUAUUUCUUCGUUCUGGUUAAAAGCCUGGCAGCUGAGUUCUGGACAGUCUGGAGUUGAUCAA
Messenger RNA from Micropterus salmoides (largemouth bass), 1456 nucleotides. Its product is annotated as odorant receptor 131-2-like. The record is from RefSeq and is a predicted model, not a curated record. Gene Ontology annotation, molecular function: G protein-coupled receptor activity. NCBI's taxonomy places the organism in Eukaryota, Metazoa, Chordata, Actinopteri, Centrarchiformes, Centrarchidae. Gene Ontology annotation, biological process: G protein-coupled receptor signaling pathway. Gene Ontology annotation, cellular component: membrane. The coding region runs from base 219 to 1190 and encodes 323 amino acids. The transcript has 2 exons.